Messenger RNA from Orbicella faveolata, 2796 nucleotides. RefSeq names its product GPI-anchor transamidase component PIGS-like. NCBI's taxonomy places the organism in Eukaryota, Metazoa, Cnidaria, Anthozoa, Scleractinia, Merulinidae. The record is from RefSeq and is a predicted model, not a curated record. Gene Ontology annotation, cellular component: GPI-anchor transamidase complex. Gene Ontology annotation, biological process: attachment of GPI anchor to protein.
UACCAGAUUCCUGACCGAGAAUCAAGAUGGCGAACACGGAGAAUGAUGCGAAAGCUCUCUCAGAGAAGAGGACUCAAGCACUGGUUUCACUUAGUGUGGGAGUUAUUUUUAUUUGCAUUGGUAUUCCUCUUUGGUGGAACACAACAAAAGUUUACAGAGCAUCCCUUCCUUAUGCUGAGAUAGAGCAGCUGAACCAACUCAAGUUGAGGUUUGUAACAAACUUUAAAGUGGUACUUCUUGGGCUUCAAGAUCCUGUUGCUUUAAAAGAUGAGAUUGAAAAAAAACUCAGUAAAGAAAGGGAUUAUUCUGUCGUAUCAGCUGCUUAUAAGCUGACAGUUGAAAGGAAAGACAGCACAGAUUCUGCAGCUGUGUUCAAGGAACUCAAAGAAAGAACUUUGCAAGAGUUAGAUGAUUAUUUUCAACAACAGGACAAUGUGGCAAAUGAAGAAAGACAUCAAUAUUCGUUUUUUGUACUUCCUUAUGAAAGUCUAGAGUCAAAUGCCAUUGAUGCAUAUGUUGGAAAAUAUUUUCAUUGUAUCUUAUACAACAACAAAGAUCCAGUAAAGCUUGCAUCAGCAAUCACUGAGGUUGUUCGGAGCAUUUUUGUCAGUGAAGAAGAAGUCAACAAAGCAUUUACCUUGGCUUCAAAAAGAGAAUUUGCAAAGGACACUGUGGAAAGUAUGAGAGCCCAAAAGUCAAUAACAGGUUUUCAGGUUUCCUUUACACUUCUGAACUCUGAUCCAGACUUGGUGCUGGCUGAGUGGGAUAUCGAGUCUGCUGUACAAAAAUACCUGGAUCCCUUUUUGAUGAAGAUUCCUCAUUUGGAUAUCACUGUGGAUUCUCAGGUUCUUCAUUAUAGUAGCAUCAAACUCAAUCCUCACAAGGAUGGAAACACUUUCUAUCUUCCUUAUGAUGACUUGCCUCAUAUGAUUAAUCCUGUUGAAGCCAAACUUGGUUCUCAUAUUUCCUUGUAUCCAAGUUUGAAUUUUGUUGUUUAUGUCCCUUCCCAGAGGCACACCCCUCUUUACAUGAAAAAUAAAGAUGGCGAACGGAGCAGUAGCAAUGCAUUUUUGAGUCCUCAGUGGGGCGGAAUCAUGAUCUACAAUGUAGAGAGAACAGCAAUAGAGAACAACACCAAACCACAGCAGAUAGCUGUGGAUAUGAAGUCUGUUAUGAAUAUAUUCCUGUCACAACUCAAGCUGUUAUUGGGCUGGAAACCUGUGAAACCUCUUGAUGGUAUCGAAAUGAGGCUGGUUGGCGAUGUUGGAGUGACAAAAUGGGAACAAGAGUCACUGAUGAGAUUGAAAACAAUGGAGUAUUUGGCAACUUCCACCAUCACGCUGACUUCACUCGCUCAGCUACUGGGAAAGAUCAGCAACAUGGUGAUUAAUGAUCAUAUACAAGAGCAAGUGGAACAAGCUCUUGAAGCAAUUCAUCAGUCCACAACAGCUCUUCAAGAUGGAAACUUAACUGCGGCAGUACUCACAGCUAAGAAAGCCAUCAGAUCAUCAGAGGAGGCAUUUUUUGACCCAUCGAUACUAGAGCUUUUGUACUUUCCAGACGACCAAAAGUACGCCAUCUACAUUCCACUGUUUCUUCCCAUCAGCUUGCCAGUGCUGUUAUCUUUAAGGCAGGCAAUAAGGUGGUACAGAGGAAAAGACAACACAGACGAAAAGGACGAGCAAAAAGAUAAACAAGAUUGACACAAGCUCCGCGAGUAUGUUCGUCUUUACGUAUGGCAGGGAGUUUACGCCGGUCGCGAAAAAACGGUUGCUGCUUUUCGAAUAAUUUUGUUUCAUGCGAUUGACGCGCUUUGGAAGUGGACAGACAGAGUGCUUUUCGAACAAUUUUGUUUCAUGCGAUUGACGCGCUUUGGAAGUGGACAGAAAGAGAUCAUGUGAAUUCAAGAAAUGAUUAAAUGUUCUAUUAUGCGUAACUCGACCACAUGCCGUACGAACGUGCACCUGUCCGUGUCGUUAAGCAGUAAGAAAACAUUCCAAGAAAGACAAUAUAUGAAAGACCUAAGGAGGUGAAAGAGCAGGAAUGUGAAAACAUCAAACCCUAGGGAAAUGUUAAUCACAGAAUUUAAUCGUCAAGAAAUUUGUGGUCUUUCUGGUAUCCUCUUGUUGUGGUCGCUCGAUUGCCAAUAACCGCUUCCACCGGUGAAGUAAUUGUGUGUCAGAAAUGAGAAUGGAAUCGGGAGUUGCCUUUCAGCAGAUAUCAAAAGCGUGUUGCAAGAGGACGACAGGUUUUGGUCCAGAAAGUAGUCAUACAUUUGGAAAAGUUAGCUAAUUAUUUAAUAUUCCCAAACUACUAUUUCUGUUCAGUAAAUACAUACAGUUGAAGCGGUUUGUACAUCAAGUUUCUAACCAGAUAAAAGUUUACAACAGCAAAUUAAAUGUGCGUCAAGGUGUAGAUAUUGACAUUAUAUUUGUAAGUGAAACAUUUCUAUGAUGUAUGCAUGUGAUUUUGAAACAAAUUACUCGGACGUGAUACUUUUUAAAAGUCCCAGAUAUCUGGAAAAGCUAAGCUUUCGAUUAUCACAUUAUAAUGGGCUCCAUCAUUGUAUGUCCAGCCUUCUUCUGUGAUCUCGCCUGAUGUUUCCAGUUCCUUCAAAGACUGGCCCUACAAGUAAGAAAGAAUAAACGUUUAGAUUGAUAGCUUUUUUAAGUAAAAUCAUUGCAGCCCCCGAAGCGGCUGAAUUGUGACAUACCGGUACUUUACAACUCGUUUAAGAUCUUUCUCGUUAGAGAAAGCCGUUUGAGAAAUUGAAUUAAAUAGCCUGACUGAGAUGCA